AAACGGAUAUCACAGCAGGCUCCGUCUUCCAAGGCAGCGAAGACUGCUUGUUCCUCAACGUCUACACCAAAACCCUCAACGGUAGCACACCUGUCAUGGUCUACAUCCACGGAGGAUCCUUCUUAUCUGGAUCAGGAAACGAUGCCCUGUACGGGCCAAAGUUCAUCGUUCAACAGGACGUUGUCCUGGUCACUUUGAACUACAGACUUGAAGUUCUCGGUUUCUUAAGUCUGAAUACCUCCGAGGUUCCUGGCAAUGCUGGUAUGAAGGAUCAAGUUGCUGCGUUGCAGUGGAUAAAGGAGAAUAUAGCAAGUUUUGGAGGAGAUCCCGAUAAUAUUACGAUUUUUGGUGAGAGUUCCGGGGCUUGCUCUGUCAGUCAUCAUAUUCUGUCGCCGAUGACUACGGGACUGUUCCAUAAAGUUAUCGCGCAGAGUGGUACCAGUGUCCAUGAUUGGGCGAUAGGUGAAGAUAGCAAGAACAGAGCGUUUAGAGUUGGACAAGUUUUAGGAAAAGACACGAAUGAUACCACUGAGCUGCUUGAGUUUUUAAGAACUGUACCAGCAGCGAAUUUAACUAAUUUGACAAUUGCUACUUAUACAGACGAUGAAAAGUAUAGAGGACAACCUGAGAAAUUUUUGCCUGUUGUCGAAAAUAUAUUUGAUGGUGUCGAAGCUUUUCUAUGCGAAAACCCUUUGGAUAUUCUUCAAUCGGAAACAAUUCGCAAUGUUCCAUUGAUGUUAGGAUUUAACUCCGCUGAAGCCAUUCUUAUGAUUGCAGAUCGCUUAGCAAAUUUAGACAUUUAUAAUAAUAAUACAUCCUACGACGUACCUAGAGAGAUCGCCGAAAAAUUAACCGAAGAGCAAAUUAAUGAUAUGGGCAAAAGAAUAAGGACAUUUUAUAUUGGUGACAGAGAAUAUACAGCGAGCGAUUAUAAGGAGAUUGUCACAAUGUUGUCUGAUGUGCAUUUUAUAUACGACGUGCAUAGAUUUACCUACUUGUAUUCUAAACACAGCAGUCCCAUUUAUAUGUACAGGUUCAGUUUCGAUACUGACCUUAAUUUUAUAAAGAGUAUGUAUAGUACGGGUUUGGAAUUGGAAGGAGCUUGUCACGGAGAUGAUGUAUUUUAUAUGUUUUCUAGUAGUUAUACCAAAGAUGCUUACGAAUCGCAAGAAACGUUGCAGAAUUACGUGACGAAUGUGACUAAAUUAUGGACGGAUUUUGCUAAAACCAGCAACCCGACUCCAGAAAACUCCACCGAACCAACAUGGCCGUUAUACACGACAGUGAACAAGGAAUACUUAGACAUCAACGUACAGUCGACGGCGGGUAACUUCUCGGACAAGGCGAGCGUGGAAUUUUGGGACGGCCUGUAUUGUGAGGCUGGCUUGCCAUGCAUUGGGAAUAACUAA
Cydia amplana is the source of this 1409-nucleotide messenger RNA. RefSeq names its product carboxylesterase 4A-like. The coding region runs from base 96 to 1409 and encodes 437 amino acids. Gene Ontology annotation, molecular function: serine hydrolase activity. The transcript is spliced from 2 exons. NCBI's taxonomy places the organism in Eukaryota, Metazoa, Arthropoda, Insecta, Lepidoptera, Tortricidae. The record is from RefSeq and is a predicted model, not a curated record.